AUGACGACGAAUUCGCCUCCGACCUCCCCUCAGCAGGGCGGCGGACAACGACCUGCCAGUGCUAUCGCGCGACCAGCGAACAGAAGUAGUAGCCGAUUGAGCAUGACAGGCGGCAAGACUGUCGCUACAGGGAGUAGGGCCUCUGAUGAGGAGAGCCGGACCGCGGUCAAAGUUGCUGUCCGCGUUCGACCGCCGUUGAAGCCAACGGACCCCGGCUACGAGCUUAUUCCUCAACGCUUCCAACGAUCCAUGGUGCAGACCACCUCGAAUACCAGUCUGGCCAUCGACUCUCCCCAGGGCAAGAAGCUAUUCGUCUUUGAUCGCGUUUUCAGCUCGGAUGUGAACCAAGACGGCGUUUGGGAAUACUUGAGCGAAUCCAUCAGCGCCUUUACCCAGGGCUACAAUGUCUCACUGCUUGCAUACGGACAGUCUGGUGCUGGUAAAUCCUAUACCAUGGGUACCUCUGGUCCCUUGGAGCAGCAUGACGAAGAGAUCAUGGGUGUCAUUCCCCGUGCCGCCAAGGCAUUGUUCGAGACGCUCGACGUCAGCAAGGCUGCCGUUCCCGUCAAGCCUUCCAACCGCAGUUCCAUGUCCCACCUCCGAACACCGCGAGGAUAUGGCCAACAAAACACACUUGGAGACGCCGAUUGGUCUCUGAAGGCAACAUACGUAGAAAUCUACAACGAGCAGCUGCGCGAUCUUCUCGUUCCCGAAUCAACCCCUCUGGCCGAUCGUGGCAACGUCGCGAUUCGAGAAGAUGUAAAGGGCAACAUUAUUCUCACUGGCCUCCGUCAGGUGGAUAUUACCUGCGUCGAUGAUCUCAUCAAUGCGCUGAAUUUCGGUUCUUCGAUUCGACAGACUGAUGCUACCGCCAUCAACGCCAAGUCUUCCCGUUCGCACGCCGUUUUUUCACUGAACCUUGUGCAGCGGAAGAAUAAGUCUUCUCCCACCUCAACCAACGAAAGGCGCUUCUCGGUACCGAUUGAGUCCAUGACGGGCCAAGAGGUCACCGUCACAACCGAUAGCAAGUUGCACUUUGUGGAUUUGGCCGGUAGCGAAAGGCUCAAGAACACUGGCGCUCAUGGCGAGAGGGCCAAGGAAGGUAUCUCGAUCAACGCCGGUUUGGCCUCGCUUGGCAAGGUCAUCAGCCAGCUGUCGUCGAGACAGGCUGGGUCCCAUGUCUCUUACCGUGAUUCAAAGCUCACCCGCUUGCUGCAGGAUUCGCUGGGCGGAAAUGCAAUCACUUACAUGAUUGCUUGUGUGACGCCUGCUGAAUUCCAUCUUAGUGAGACUCUCAACACUGUUCAAUACGCUCAGCGUGCUCGCGCUAUUCAGUCGAAGCCCCGCAUCCAGCAAGUUGAGGAAGGCGACAAGCAGGCCAUUAUCGACCGAUUGAAGGUAGAGAUCGCCUUCCUUCGCGAGCAGAUCAGCAGCAAUGCAAGCCGUGGCGAGCCUAGUCCUCGCCGUCUGAACUUGAACACCAACGAACGUUUUGAUCGCCAGAGUGAGCGGGAGGCCGAGCUCCAGAACCAGCUGCUCGACACACAGGAAAAUUACACUGCGCUCAGCCAGCGACAUGCCAAGUUGAUUUCUGAGAUGGCAAAGGCUCGGGAGAAUGAGUCGAGCAACGAGGCACACGAGCUGGGUGACACUGCGACGGACCGUCUCAACCGAUCCAACUCUUUCGCCCAGGCUGUGGAGCAGGUUGUGAUGGAAUAUGAGAAAACCAUCCAGUCACUGGAACACUCCCUAUCGAGCACAAGAGGAACACUCUCUACCACCGAAGCCAGUCUGCUGGAGAAGGAGAGCAAGUGUGCGUACGCUGAGACCAUCAACACUCAGCUCCAGGCCCGACUUCAGAAGCUCGUGGACCGUGAGGCCAGCACGGAGAACUACCUGCAUGAUCUUGAGACCAAGCUCGAUGGCCAUACCAAUGGCGAGGAGAAGAAUGCAACAAUCAUCAUGCAGCUACGGAAAGAGAUUGCCCGGGUCCGUGAAAAUGAGGCUUCUUGCGAAGACUACAUCUCGACUCUGGAAGAGCGCCUUGCGGAGACUGACCAAGAUUCUGAGCUCAUGCAACGGGAAAUUGAUCGUCUGGAGCAGGUCAUCGAGCGUCAGCGCAGCUUAGGCAAACUUGAUUCUCUUCUCUACGACCUGGACAAUGUCGAGGAGGCCAAGCAGCCCGGACCCGAGCCCAAGGAACCCACAGCCAAUGGACCUGCCCGCCGACGAAGUAGCACUGCCGGUCAUUCUAGAGCUCAAUCGCAUGUCAGCCGCCACAGCCAAACUCAGGAUCCCAUCCCCGAGGAUGACGAAGGCGUUGAGGGCAACCAGGCAGCUCAGAUUCCUACUGUCAAGGAGGAGGUUGAGGAAAACCCUCGGGUUGAGGCAAGUCCCGCUAACGGUGAGUAUGAUGAUGUUCCAAGCUCUGCCCAGAGCAAGUUUGUGGCCGAUAAGCUGGAGAACGUGACCCAAGAGCUCUUUGAUCUCCGCGUGGAACACGAAACCACAGUGAACUCGUUCGAUGACCUUCAUCUCAAGUACGAGGAAGCUAUGCGCAAAGUUGCCGAGCUUCAGGAUGCAGUUGAUGAGGCACGCCACAGUAAGCCAUCCCGUCCUCGCGAUUCAAUUAUUUCCGAGGUUGCAGGUCGUCCUGAUUCUUUCUCGUCGGAGACGAAGACGAACGAUUCAAAGCAUGGGCUUCGGUCAUCGGCUUCGCGAUCGCUCUCCUCGGAAUUAUCAUCUGCUAUGGACUCGCCUGCCACCGCGGACACAUCUAACGGUGACGUGUCAUCGGAGGAUGAGACUGCCACAACCAAACCGGGUGGUGCUUCGUCGGAUGAUAUGACGGAGGGACCUCUUUCUCCCGCCUUUACUGAGCGGAGCAACCAAGAAUUCGAGGCUGAGAUCACCCGCUUCAAGACUCUUGUUGCUGAAAGAGAGGCUGCUGAGAAAGAGCUCGCCAGCAAGUACGCGGAGCUCGAGUCUAAGCACAGCGAGACUCUGGAUAUUGUGGAAGAACUCAAGACUGAGGUGCACAAGGCUCGUGCUAUCGAGGCCACUUCUCCCCGAACACCCACCCCUAUCAUUCGCCGCAAAUCAAGCCAGAACCUUCUCGUCGACCGCGCCCAACGCUCAUUCUCCUCGCUUCGCAAUAUCGCCAAUGAACACCUCAAGAACAGCCCCGAGGUGUACCAAAACUUCGAGGUUAACCUCAAUGCAGCUAUGCAUGAGCUCCACUCGCGCAGCGAACGUAUCCAGGAGCUGGAGGCCGAUAUUGCGUCGACUAAGAAGGAGAUGGAGGCCAAGAUGACCAUCAUCUCGGGUCUUACUCGUGAGCGCAGCAGUUUGAAGGCAAGCCCUGUCGAUAUGUCCAUGGUGGCGACCCUUCGAGACCAGCUCGAGCAGAGCGAGAACCAGAUUGCGUCGCUUAAGGAAGCUCAUGCGUCCCGCGAAGGGCAUUUGGAGAACGAGCUGGAAGCUCUUCGCAAGGCCAUGAGUGGUCCCGGGGCCGAUGACACCAUCGCCAAUGCCACCAAGAUCGCACAGCUCGAACACGAGGUCUCCCAGUGGGAGCUCCAGCACAAGGCAGCUCUGGAGACCGCGGCAUCUAAGGAACAGGAGUUGUUGUCGGCGAUCAAGCAGCUGGAGGCACAGGCUGUGUCUGUGCAUGCUGUACUGCAACAGGCUCGCUCUGUCCCAGCCGGUCAAGACGAGGCUGCCAAGGAGGUAGAGAGGAAGCAGGAGAGUCUGAUCAGCUUCCUCCGAAGCGAGAUUGACGAGUACAAGGCCAUCAUUAACAGCAAUGCUACCAAGGUUGCCGAGCUAGAGACUGCGCACGCCACUGCGGUCUCCGAUCUUGAUAGGCUGAACAAGGUGCACGCCUCCGUUGCAGCUGACCUGGAGGCCUCUGUCAGGGAUCGGGAAGCUGAAGCUGCAGAGGCUAACCGCCUGGAGCAACUUGUCUUGACACUCGAGGAGCAACUCACCGCCCACGAGGAGGCUGCUAGUAGGACUCACCAGACACUCGAGUCUUUGCAAGCUGCUCACCAGCAGGAGCUGGCGGAUGUGAAGUUACAGGAGCAGAAGGGUUACGAGGAGCAAGUUGCCGUCCUUAUGAGCGAGCAAGCUGAUACCGUUCGAUACCUCGAGGCGGAAGUCUCUGGAACCCGCGAGGAGCUGGUCACGCUCGCUCGCCAGGUCGGUACGGCUCUGGGCAUGGAACCUGAGCCAGACAACCUCCGUACUUGGAUCGAUAGCCUGGUGGCUGACCGCGCGGCGCUUGGUAGCGAGCGCAAGAGGGCUGGCGAGAUGGAGAAGCAUGUGGCCGAACUCUCAACCAUCAAUGAUGGUAUCCUGAAAGACCUGGAGAACGCCAAGAAGUCACUGGCAGACAUUGCACCCACCAACUCGGGUUCCAUGACAGCGACGGUCGAGGCUUUGAAGGGCAAGCUGGCUGAGAUGGAGAGCCGCAACGAGAAGAACACGCGGAUGAUCGAGGAGCUCGAGGAACAGCUCCAGAGCAACUUUGAUGAGGCACAGGUCACCAACAACCGCAUCAGCACUCUCCAGACCGAGCGUGACUCACAGCUCGAGGAGAUCAACAACUCACGGUUGAGGCUGCAGGCCGAGCUCGAAGCGGUCAGAGAGGAGUAUGCCGCUCUGCAGGCCAAAUAUGAAGAGACCACUAGCGACAUCAACCGAUCUAGUGUCCAGUCUGCUGUCAGGAAGAGCGCGUCCCACACUUCGCUCCCUUCGCCACCUCCAGUUAUCCCGCUGCCACCUCUGCCCAGCGGAGCAAGCGCACCGGGCACUCCCAACCUCAACGGCCACCCGCCGAGCUCACCGACAUCCACCCGUCCACCAAGCAAGGACAACUUUGGCGCCCUCAGCGCCAGCCAAGUCAGCCAGCUUGCGGAGGACCAGGAGGCUCGCAUCCGCACCAUCAAGAAGCAUCUAGAUGCCGAACGUCAACUGACGCAGACGCUCGAGGAGGCCCUUACCGACUUGGAGAAGCAGUCCAACAAGGUCAAGGCCGACUGCGAGGCCUGGAAGAAGCGUGCCAGCGAGCUCGAGCACGAGGUCAAGGAGCUCAAGGAGAAGCCAGCCCAGGAAGCCCAGGACAACCGCUGGAGCUUGCAGGCAGUCGAGGAGGAGCGCAAGAAGCGCCAGGCAGCCGAGGCAGCUCGCAAGCAGCUCGAGGACCGAAUGAACGCCAUCAACAAGACGAAGAAGAAGAAGGGCAGCCUGAACUGCUUCUAG
Messenger RNA from Clonostachys rhizophaga, 5262 nucleotides. The record is from the annotation of a GenBank genome assembly. Lineage: Eukaryota; Fungi; Ascomycota; Sordariomycetes; Hypocreales; Bionectriaceae.